AAUUCAUGGAAUGAGUCCAACAAUCUAUUAAUAGAUUCUCUACCACUCUAUAGGAUGUAUAAUAGACCUUACAGUAAAGUAGAGAGCAUAGUGGACAACAAAUACACUUCUGCUAGUAAAUAGUGAAUGAACAGAUGCAAUGACGGUGACUGUUGUACGUCGCUACAGUCAACUAUUUGUGAUUCUAGGACUCGUCGUGAGCUGUCACUGUGAAGGAUUGACUGGACAGUCCAGCAGCUGUGGUCAAGGAUGGAUGGAAUAUAAAGACAGCUGCUAUCUUCUAGUUCAAAGUAACGUCACGUGGCCACAGGCGAGGUCAAAAUGUCUUCAGGAGUCAUCAGAACUGACCAGCAUCCACUCCCUAGAAGAAAACAAGUUUAUCUCCUCAAUGCUUCCGAACAACUCCAAGUACUGGAUUGGACUUGAACGUUUGAUCACAGGAGAAGAUAAUCAUUGGACAGAUAACUCUUCUCUACAUUUUUUAGGUCUUAGCAAUGGGUCUGAAGCUUUUCGGAAACUGUUCUCUGGAUUUUGUUUUUACAUUGAACAAAAGAGUGGUGACUGGAAGACUUCAGACUGUCAGUAUAUAUCAGACAGUGGCUAUAUAUGUAAGAGACGUCUAUACAAUGAACCAGACGAUACACAGUCCCAGUACAAAGUGGCUUGUAUGGAACAAAGUCCCAGGACUUGCUAUACAUUUUACACAGAGAGUAGACCUUGGGAGGAAGCUCAGAGAUUGUGUAGAGAACAGAGUCAAAGCUUGGUGACUAUCACAGACAGGCAAACACUUCUGUUUGUAAAGACAUUUUUAAGAGUCCAUUCAAUAACCUUAUGGACCGGUUUAUCAUUUUAUAAUAGUAGCCUCCAGUGGGACAGUGGAAUAGAACAAGAUCCAUACCCUCGGAUAUCAGGAGAUAAAGAAAUCUCUGGAUGUGUCGCCCUGAAAUCUUUGGCCUGGGAGACGCAGAGCUGUAACACAUCAUUGCCAUUUCUGUGUGAGACUAAGCAAGACAUCCCUAUUAAUAUUUCAACUUCAAGAACGAGUACUGACGCGAACAACCGCUCUAUAGUAAGCAGACGUAUAGUACCAGGACCUCAUCCUCUACUGACCAACACUUCAAAACAGAGUCUACCUCAGACGGACAUAAAGAUUUCUCCUGAAAAAACACUCCUCAGAUCUUUAGAGAUUCGAGAAGCUGGUGACGGACUUCAACAAAAUUGCUCGAACGGCUGGAUACCAAGAAAUACUAGCUGUUACAAGGUUUUUCUUGAGAGAAAAAGCUGGCAUGGAGCUAGGUAUCACUGUGAGAGUCAGGGGGCAAAUUUACCCAGCAUUCAUAGCUUCUUAGAAAACAAUGAUCUCUCCAAGUUAAUGAAACAUCAUGGUUUGGGUUUAAUAUGGAUUGGUCUACAUGAUUCAUCAAAUGAAACAGAUUUUGAAUGGACAGAUGGAUCUCCGUUCGACUAUAAGCGUUGGUCAAAAGAUGAACCAAAUAGUUUGACAGUUUCUGAAGAUUGUGUGGAGUUUCCUGAGUCGGGAUUUUGGAACGACAACAACUGCAACACAAUCAGGUCUUUCGUGUGUGUAAAGGAUAUGGGUUCAACUUCUGUUAGACCAUACCUUACAACUACUGAAGCCCCAAGGUGUGCAGAGAGAGGAUGGCUGUAUUAUGGCGGAUAUUGCUAUUAUUUGAGCGAAGACUCAAAAAUUUGGAGGGAAGCACAAGACGUCUGCCGAAGCAAAGGGGCAGAACUCAUCAGCUUACAUUCAGAAGAUGAAAAUAAUUUCCUUUUACAUCAGCUGAGCAAACAGAAAAGCUGGAUAAGUCAUUUCUACUGGAUAGGUCUAAACAGGAUUGGUCAAGAUAAUUACACAUGGUCUGACGACACUGAAGUCGACUAUGUAGCAUGGUAUGAUCGUAAACCACCAGGAAACAUUCGAUGUGUCACGACUAAAUCCGAACAUGCGCUCUGGUUUCCUUCAUCUUGCUAUGCUUCCAACCCGUAUAUCUGUAAAAAGUCCAAUGACUCAUCAGUGACGUUGCCUUCCAAAAUGACGAGAAGUACCCCAGCAACGAGAUUCUCAACGGAACCUUUUCAAGGUAUCUGUCCUGCAGGAUUCAUUAGCAGAGAAGACAUUAUAAAAUGUUUUUACGUUGGAGGGACCGGCUACGAAGGUAAAUUGACGUGGAAUGAAGCGAAAGACGCUUGCAGCAACAUGUCAGGUCAAACAAAGGUGCAACUCGCAAGUAUAAGAAACGUCAGACAACAAGCUUUCUUGGAUUUACUAAUGGAUCGCGUUGGAGUGAAUGCUUGGAUCGGAUUAAAGGGCAACAAAUAUGGAUAUUCUUUCACAUGGCUAGAUAACUCUGCUGUCAUAUAUAAAAACUGGAAGAUCACGCCCGGCUUUAAUAUGUACCGUCCUAAUCUUCAUCGCUUUUCUUACAAUUCGCCCUGUGUGUAUAUUAUUGGAGAUGAAUUUGAAAGUUUGGGUGAGUGGAUUCCAACAAAAUGUCAAACCAAACACGCUUACAUCUGUGAAACACAGAAAGUGGCUAUACCUACUGUAGACACCGGAGUUUCUACAUCUUCACUAAUGCCUGCAACAGUAUCUACCAUUCUGACGUCGUCGGCUGUACCGUACACAUCGUCUGGAGCUUCUAAAUCUUCAUCUAGUCCUGCUGAAUGUCCGGAAGAGUUUCAGAAAUUCCAUACCUCCUGUUAUUUGGUGGUCAGUCAGUUAGAGACUUGGGAUGAAGCCAGAAGCUCGUGCCAGGCACGUGGAGCUGAUCUUGCCAAAACUGAACAUGUUCUUCAGCUUUCAAAGAUUACUUUACUUCUAGCUGACGUCGAUGUAAAGAGCCCCGCAUGGAUUGGGAUUAAACCGACAGAUGGGUCUAGUUUUGAGUGGACUGAUCAUACCCCCGUGCGGAGGUUCUUCUGGAGUGACGAGACGAUGUCCAAUGACAGUGCCAAUGAUUUGACCCAUUUCUGUGUUUCUUUAUCUGACAAUAAAUGGAUCAGGUCUGAAUGUGGAUGGAAACAGCCAUACAUCUGUGAAACGAUGUUAGAAAUUGAACCUACAGCCACGGUGUCUUUACCUAGCAACCAAACUCUGUGUAAAGAUGGCAAGUCCGUUCAACACGGAGAUUACUGUUACCUCAUGGAAAAGGAUCAAGUCUCCUGGCCUGAAGCUGACUACAUCUGUAGACAACUUGGCAUGCAACUUGUCAGCAUCCGUUCCAGAAGUGAAACUGAGUUUCUCGUGAAUCAAGCUCAACAAAUAUUUGACACGUUUUAUUAUUGGAUUGGAUUAGAAAGUUAUGAAAAUGGAUCCUUCCAUUGGACUGACGGUUCGGCUAUGGCCUACAUUAACUGGGCUGAAGAUUAUCCAGAGAUCUCAGAUCGUCAAAAUGAAAAGUGCGCCGUGUUAGACAGCAACAAUGGAGAGUGGUAUCCUGUAGACUGUCUGACGGAGUUGCCUGGUUACAUCUGCUCAUCUGUUUCAGAGAAUGUCAACCUAUCACCGAGAAGCGAAAAGUUAAGUUCAAACAUCAGUGGUGGUAGUGUAGCAGCCAUUGUGAUAGUUAUUUUGUCAGCUUUUACCCUCGUCGCCUUUGCUACAAUUUACGCUGUAAGACGUGGAAAGGGGAGACCAGCCAGUGAUCAGCAACUUCUACACCCUAACGGUUUUGAAAAUGCACUUUAUGUCAGUAGCGACGAUAACGAUGAAUUUAUCAAUGUGGCAUAGAAGUGACAGAAACAUGACAAUGUGACAUGUUAGUGACAGAAGCAUGACAAUGAGACAUAGAAGUGACAGAAACAUGACAAUGUGACAUGUUAGUGACAGAAGCAUGACAAUGAGACAUAGAAGUGACAGAAACAUGACAAUGUGACAUGUUAGUGACAGAAGCAUGACAAUGAGACAUAGAAGUGACAGAAACAUGACAAUGUGGCGUAGAAGUGACAGAAACAUGACAAUGUUACAUAGAAGUGACAGAAACAUGAUAAUGUGGCGUAGAAGUGACAGAAGCAUGACAAUGUGACAUAGAAGUGACAGAAACAUGACAAUGUGGCGUAGAAGUGACAGAAACAUGACAAUGUGACAUAGACGUGACACAAACAUGACGAU
Messenger RNA from Biomphalaria glabrata, 4132 nucleotides. Its product is annotated as C-type mannose receptor 2-like. Gene Ontology annotation, molecular function: signaling receptor activity. Bases 140 to 3751 code for a protein of 1203 amino acids. The transcript has 24 exons. Lineage: Eukaryota; Metazoa; Mollusca; Gastropoda; Planorbidae. The record is from RefSeq and is a predicted model, not a curated record.